AUGUUGAAGCCACUGUUUCUUCUGAUCCUUUGGAUUCCACGCCAGCUUUUUUCCUAUCUGAAACAGAUCUGGUCACUCAAACGCUACCCGCCAGGACCUUUUCCACUUCCUGUGGUGGGAAGUAUGUGGCGGCUGCUUGGGAUUGGUGUUUCAGAGGCGACUUUCAGAAAGCUGGCCAAGCGAUAUGGGAACAUCUGUUCUCUCUGGGGAGGCCCUUAUCAUAUUAUAAUCCUUUCUGGAUACCAAGCUGUGAAAGAAGGACUGAUUGACCAUUCAGAAGCCUUUGCGGAUCGCCCGAUCACCCCUUUCGUUUUAGCUUCCACUCAAAAAAGGGGUAUUGUCUUUUCAAAUGGUCACAUCUGGGAGCAGCAAAGACAGUUUGGUAUUGUUACCAUGAGGAAAUUGGGACUGGGGAAUAAAGGCAUGGAAUCGCAGAUCCAAGAGGAAGCCCAACAGCUUAUGGAAUUCUUUGCUGAGACAAAAGGCCAGCCGUUUGACCCAUCACUACCCAUCAUGAGAUUAGUUUGCAGUGUGAUUUGUACUGUAGCUUUCGGACAUCGUUUCUCUAUUGACGAUAAGGACUUCCUGGAGUUGAUGAAAGCCAUUUCGAUUGCCUUAAAAUUUGGAGGCAAUCCCUUCUACGUACUCUAUGAGGCUUUCCCAAAUAUAAUGAAGCAUCUACCAGGCCCUCACCAGACGGCCCUGUCUGCUCUGGAGACGAUCGUUUCCUUUGCCAGGAAGGAGAUCGCGCAGCAUAAGGAGAACCAGAACUUGCACGAACCACAGGAUUUCAUUGAUUUCUAUCUGUUGAAAAUGGAGAAAAAGAAGGAUGAUCCCGAUUCCACUUAUAAUGAAGAUAACUUGGCUCUCUGCAUCACUGACCUCUUUAUUGCUGGGACAGACACAACUUACGCCUCCCUGACAUGGGCAAUGCUUCUCAUGGCAAACAAUGUGGAUGUACAAGAUAAAGUUCACAAGGAGAUGGAUGAAGUUUUUGGUUCUUUGCCCUCAAUCUCUUACCAAAAACAGAAAAAACUGCCUUACACCAAUGCAGUCAUUCAUGAGAUCAUACGAAAAAAAUAUCCCUUCCUAUUUGGGCUUCCCAGGCAAUGUGUACAGAAUGUUGAGCUGAAUGGUUUUCUCAUUCCCAAGGGUGCUGUCAUUUUUCCAGACUUACGUUCUGUUCUUUUGGAUCCUGAACACUGGGAAGCACCUGAAGAGUUCAAUCCAAAUCAUUUUCUGGACAAGGAAGGACAUUUUGUGGAAAAAGAAGCAUUUCUUCCCUUUGGAGCAGGAGCUCGGGCCUGCUUGGGAGAACUCCUGGCAAAGACUGAAUUCUUCAACAUUUUUACCAGGCUGCUGAGACAUUUUAGGUUGGAGCCACCAGAAGGUGUGGAAAAGCUGAGUGAAAAAUCUAUCAUCGGGGUGUCUGUGCAUCCCGCUCCUUUUAAGAUUUGUGCUCUUCCUCGUGUCAGGACACCAUAA
Messenger RNA from Thamnophis elegans (Western terrestrial garter snake), 1485 nucleotides. Its product is annotated as cytochrome P450 2J2-like. The record is from RefSeq and is a predicted model, not a curated record. NCBI's taxonomy places the organism in Eukaryota, Metazoa, Chordata, Lepidosauria, Squamata, Natricidae. Gene Ontology annotation, cellular component: intracellular membrane-bounded organelle; cytoplasm. Gene Ontology annotation, molecular function: oxidoreductase activity, acting on paired donors, with incorporation or reduction of molecular oxygen, reduced flavin or flavoprotein as one donor, and incorporation of one atom of oxygen; iron ion binding; heme binding. The transcript is spliced from 9 exons. Bases 1 to 1485 code for a protein of 494 amino acids. Gene Ontology annotation, biological process: xenobiotic metabolic process; arachidonate metabolic process.